Messenger RNA from Ostreococcus lucimarinus CCE9901, 528 nucleotides. RefSeq lists its product with no specific name. The record is from RefSeq and is a predicted model, not a curated record. Bases 1 to 528 code for a protein of 175 amino acids. The transcript has a single exon. Gene Ontology annotation, molecular function: protein binding. Lineage: Eukaryota; Viridiplantae; Chlorophyta; Mamiellophyceae; Mamiellales; Bathycoccaceae.
AUGACGCUCGCGGACGCGCGCGACGGGGACGCGGCGUUCGAAGCGAACAGAGUCGCCGGGAACGCGGCGUACGACCGCGAGGCGUUCGUCGAGGCGACGGCGCGCUACACGGAGUGCGUCGAAGCGCUGGAGAAACGCCUCGGUUCGGCGGAGGGCGAAGGCACGGCGCGGCGCGCGUGCGCGAUUCGCGCGAACCGCGCGGCGUGUUUCGUGAAGCGCGGUAAGCACGCGCUCGCGAUGGAGGACGCGUCGUGGGUGAUCGCGCGACCGCUCGAGGCGGGGGCGGGGAUUCUCGCCAAGGCGCUGUACAGGCGCGCGCGCGCGCGCGAAGGCGUCGGCGACGUCGAGGCGGCGUUGGCCGAUUUGCGGGCGGCGGAAAAGAUCGAUCCACACGAUGCGUUGAUUCAAAGCGCAUUGAAUAAUUUCACGUCGGUGUUCCACAUCGCCGUCGUUCUCGAUAGAGCGUCGCCGGAGGUGCUCGCGAGACAGCCCGCGUGGCGAAAUUUCAAGCCAGAGACGAGGCCGUAG